AUCAAUCGAACCAUUUGAACCAUUGGAUCCGUGCGCAGAUUUCAAAUGUGGCGUUGAAAUCUGUUUUGUAUCUUUGGUUCUGUAGUUCUUUUAAUUAUGAGUAAUUUCGCUUCCUCUGCAUUUUCUUGUGCUUUUAAAAGCUGGAAGACACAUGGACGUGGAUUGUUAAUUGUUGCCCGCUAUGGAAAUAAUGCGUGGAAUACGUACGAAAAUCUAACACUCUCACGGGUUUCAGACGUUGAUGUUCACGAAGAUUGCAACAUUUCGGGGCAUUGCAAAACGGCCGAAUGCCGCAAAAGUAGUAAAAGUCAAAACCCAGGGGGACCUUCAGAAGGUAGUGGUUCCCUCAACUCCGCCAAUGUGAACCAUCAUAGUAUCGGUUCUAAGGAACGUCUUGGUGGUGCUGGAGGAGGAGGCUCUGGAAAUGGCACUGGCUCUUUCAUAAGAUGUAACAAAUGUGGUGGUCCUUUAAAAUCUCUUGAUCCAAAAGCAUCAUAUAUAUCACGUUUCAUGGAGUGUGAAGCAUGUGAACAACUCUACGAAUUAACAGAUAAGAGUGAUCUCUCAUCAUUUAGUAAUGUAGACGAAAGCCGACAUCUUUCGCUCGUUAGUCCUAAGGAGAUACAUCAAUACUUAGAUCGUUAUGUGGUAGGUCAAGAUAAAGCCAAAAAAAUUCUUGCCGUCCAAGUAUAUGCUCAUUACAAUCGUAUACAGUAUAAUCGGUCACUGGCUACCUCGGAAGAUAAUGGAUUUAAUUCAAAUAAUUUAAACUCAGGGACAAAUGAAGCCAAACCUACUGUAAAUAAUCAUUAUUCCCCAAAUGAAUUUUCGGGUACACGUUCUUGUACACCUGUAAAUUAUCAGAGCAGUUUAAGUCAACCCUCUGUAUCUGAAUUAUUUAAUUUGUCACGCAAUGGUUCACUAAGUUCAUCGAAAAAUCCAUUUACACAUGGAGAUAGUCCAACAAGUUCAUUUCCGUUUCCAAUUACUUUAGAAAAUUUAUCUGAUAUGAAGGAUGAUCGAGAAAAACGUCGUGCCUCACGGAUUCUUAAAGAUGAUGUUGAUCGUCCAUUAAAAUUGGAAAAAAGCAACAUUAUAUUGUUAGGCUCAACAGGUUCAGGCAAAACACUGUUGGCCCAAACUUUGGCUAAUUAUUUAAAUGUACCUUUCGCUCUUUAUGACUGUACAAGUAUAACCCAAGCUGGUUAUGUUGGUGAAGAUGUUGAAUCAACUAUUGGUAGAUUAUUACAAAAUGCGAAUUUCAAUGUGGAACUUGCUCAACAAGGUAUAGUGGUUCUAGAUGAAAUAGACAAAAUAAGCUCUAAAACUGGGCAUCAUCAUGCUGCACGAGAUGUCAGUGGUGAAGGUGUUCAACAGGCUAUGUUAAAACUGUUAGAAGGUUCACUUGUUAACGUACCUGAUGUCAAAAGUCCGCGUAAAUUACGUGGUGAAACUUUCUUAGUGGAUACAACCAACAUACUUUUUAUAGCCUGUGGUGCAUUUAAUGGACUUGACAAGAUAAUUAGUCGACGAAAACAUAAAAAGACUAUUGGAUUUGAUAUGUUGACAUCUUUGAAUGAAUCGACUACACAAGAUAAUUGCACUUCAUCAGUCAAUCCAAAUACGACAGAUUUUGUAAAUUUAUUUCAAAGUUUUGAAAGUUCAGCUCAUGAAGAAAAUGCUGAACGUGAUAAAUUGUUACAAGAAGUUGAAGCUAAUGAUCUUAUUACUUAUGGGAUGAUACCGGAAUUCGUUGGUCGUUUCCCUAUAAUUACUGCUCUACAUUCAUUAAAUGAAGAAAUGCUUGUCCGUGUUCUUACAGAACCACGUAAUGCACUGAUAAAACAAUAUCAAUUACUUUUUAAUAUUGAUGGUUGUGAACUGAGAGUCACUCCUGAUGCUCUAAAAGCUAUUGCUCGACUGGCAUUAAGUCAACAUACAGGAGCUCGAGGUCUUCGUUCAGUCUUGGAAAAUCUACUCUUGCAGCCACGUUACGAUGUUCCAGGAUCGGAUAUAUCAACUGUAGUUCUUACUGAGGGUGCUGUACUUGGUCAUUCCCCACCAGAAUAUCAUAGAGUUGUAUCUCCUUUUUCGUCAGUCGUUUCAUGAUCUGUUUCGUCAUCCCACUCUUAUAAUAAUAAUAGCUAUUGUUUAUGGAUGUGUAUUCCAAAGCACAUAUACCACAGACACAAAUAUCUAUUCUUUUAUUCAGAUUUUGUUAUGAGUAAAAUACCGUUAUUAUUAUUAUUAUCUCCUGUCUAAACAGUCAGUGAUUGACGAUCGUAAUGAUGAUCAGCUUGGAUUAUAGGAGGAUGAUUUGUAUGAUUGACAGAAGAUAAUUCAGUUCAGUUAUGUUUACUUUUAUUUAUUGUGCUCAGAUUUAUUUUUUAUCCUUCUUGGUGUUUUUUUGUCUAUGCUGGCUAAUUUCUCACGUGAACACAUUUCAAUAAAUACAUUAGUAUAUUCUAUAUUCUCAAUUUAUUUAUUUCACUCUAGUUAAAUUAAUUCUGUACAUUUCAAGAAGUUUAUGUCGGCAACCAUUACUUAUUAAUAGUGUUCAGUUUUUUUUUUUUUGCAUUCUAAUGUACACAUAUGUUUGGAUUUGUGCCUAUUAUUCAAAGCAAUAUUAGUUUUUGUUGGUCUAUUUCAAAUCAUUUCUAACACCAUGUCUAUUUGUGAUGUUACUGUCUUUUUCUACGAUAGUUAUUGAUCUAUUUCAUGAUGAAAGCUAAUACAAUACAAUCCAUUGAAAUAAGGAGGAUGUAAAAAAAAGUAUGAAUUCAGUACUUAAUAGACAAAUUGUUUGUUCCAAUUUAUUGUUAUCAUUAUUAUUUCAAUUUGAUCCCAUUUAUCUUGUUAUCCCAUGAAAAAUUAUUUAUAUCUAGUAAAAUACAUUUGUUAGAUGGUUAUUGUUGUUGUCUUCGUUAUAACUUUUGUCUUGUUCAACCUCGGUCGUUGUUGCAUUAUAAACAAUAUUGAAGAGUUUUCUUUUGUUUACUAGGGUUUGAUAUUGUUUUACUUAAAAUGUUAACAUUUGAGUUUUCUAUAGUUCGCUGGGAUUUAGAUAUACAUCUUUAUACGCUAAACUUGAUUGGUAACAUUUUGAGAGACUAUAAUCUGUUCUGCAUGAGAUAUCAUAGUUUAUAGAGCUUUUUUUAUUGUGUAAUUCUGUACAUAAUCGAUGAUUCGUUUUAUUGAAGUUUCGGUACUAAGUAUUCAAGAUUGCUCGAGGUAAUAGUUUAAUAAACUCUUCUGAUCGGAAGAUUUAUUACAUCUAAAGACCAUUACUUUUAAAUUAAACAAGUCUUUGUCUUU
Messenger RNA from Schistosoma intercalatum, 3315 nucleotides. The record is from the annotation of a GenBank genome assembly. Lineage: Eukaryota; Metazoa; Platyhelminthes; Trematoda; Strigeidida; Schistosomatidae.